AUGCUGAUAUGCAACAUCGGGUGGGAGAUCCGAGACUGCAUAUCGACCACCUUUGCGCCGCCCACAGUGGGCAGCCACAGGCCCUCGGCCACGCUGAGGUUGAACUUGCUGUCGCCGCCGUUCAGGAAGCCGACGUGCCGGCUCAUGAUGCACGCGUUGCGCACCGCGUCCAGAAUGCUGGGGUUGUACCAGCUGGUCUGGGCUCGCGGCCAGCCAGCGCUACGGGCGGAAGAAGUCGACGUCCUCGCCAUAGGUGGGCUUGUGGCGGUGCAUGAUCCACGCAUUGCAGCUGACGAUGAUGUUGCCGGGGAUGUACUCGCCGAGGAUGUGGGCGCCCUCGGGCGGCGUCACGCGCUCGGUCAGCUGCAUGCCCAGGCCGGGCCAACGAUGCUCGCGAACUCCUUCCAGGCGUCGCGGAUGUCCUGUGGGCUAGUGUCAUGCUCGACUUUGGUUACACUAGACAAGGGGAGGGUGGAUGAAGAAGAGAAAGAAGAAGAGGGGGCGGAGGAGGAGAUGCCGCCGUUCGAAGAAGAGAGGCCAAAAGAAGGGAGUUUGCCAAAAUGCGCCGAGAACUGCUCAAAGACGAGGGCUGUUGGCAAGAUUGCGGAAGCCAAGAAAAAGGAAGCAUUUCUACGAAGCAUUGAGGACCGGCCAGACAGCGAUGAUGGCGAGGAUGACUUAGCUCCCUCGCAAACCCCUGGCGAGGACGAUUCUCGUCGGUGA
Fonsecaea erecta is the source of this 723-nucleotide messenger RNA. RefSeq lists its product as hypothetical. Lineage: Eukaryota; Fungi; Ascomycota; Eurotiomycetes; Chaetothyriales; Herpotrichiellaceae. The coding region runs from base 1 to 723 and encodes 240 amino acids. The record is from RefSeq and is a predicted model, not a curated record. The transcript has a single exon.